Messenger RNA from Salvelinus fontinalis (brook trout), 6593 nucleotides. It is a transcript of the gene fbp1a, whose product is annotated as fructose-1,6-bisphosphatase 1a. Gene Ontology annotation, molecular function: fructose 1,6-bisphosphate 1-phosphatase activity. Gene Ontology annotation, cellular component: cytosol; cytoplasm. NCBI's taxonomy places the organism in Eukaryota, Metazoa, Chordata, Actinopteri, Salmoniformes, Salmonidae. Gene Ontology annotation, biological process: fructose metabolic process; sucrose biosynthetic process; fructose 1,6-bisphosphate metabolic process. The transcript is spliced from 7 exons. The record is from RefSeq and is a predicted model, not a curated record. The coding region runs from base 135 to 1160 and encodes 341 amino acids.
GGCUGUCCUGUCUUCACUACCCUCUCUCAUCUCCAAGUUCCGUGUUAACAGUCAGGCAGUUCAUUGUUUGAUUUGUAGUCAACAUUUUCAUUCAGGACUCUUCUGGCCCGCCGCUCUCUACGAUCUUUGCAGUCAUGUCUGACCGAGGCUCUUUUGAUACCAACGUGGUGACUUUAACCCGGUUUGUGCUGGAGGAAGGGAGGAAAGCGAAGGGGACAGGGGAGCUCACUACCCUGCUCAACUCGAUGUGCACGGCCGUCAAAGCCAUCUCCACAGCGGUGAGGAAAGCUGGCAUCGCCAACUUGUAUGGCAUAGCAGGCAGCACCAAUGUGACGGGGGACCAGGUGAAGAAGCUGGACAUCCUGUCUAACAACCUGGUUAUCAACAUGAUCAAAUCCUCCUUCACAUCCUGUGUCCUGGUGUCAGAGGAGGAUGACACAGCCAUCAUAGUAGAACCAGACAGACAGGGUAAAUACAUUGUUUGCUUUGACCCUCUGGAUGGUUCCUCCAACAUCGACUGCUUGGCUUCCAUCGGCACCAUCUUCGCCGUCUUUAGAAAGACGACAGAGGAUGACCCGUGUGAGAACGACGCGCUGCAGCCCGGUAGGAACAUCGUUGCCGCCGGAUACGCCCUCUAUGGCAGUGCCACCAUGAUGGUACUGUCCACGGGGCAGGGGGUCAACUGCUUCAUGUUGGACCCGGCCAUAGGUGAAUUCAUUCUGGUGGACAGAGAUCUAAAGAUCAAACCGAAAGGGAAUAUCUACAGUCUGAAUGAAGGAUACGCCAAAUACUUUGACCCCGCUGUCACGGAGUACCUGCAAAAGAAGAAGUUCCCCGAGGAUGGCAGUGCCCCGUACGGUGCCCGCUAUGUGGGUUCUAUGGUAGCAGACGUCCACAGGACCCUGGUCUACGGAGGAAUCUUCCUCUACCCUGCUAACGUCAAGAGCCCCAAGGGAAAGCUGCGUCUGCUGUACGAGUGUAACCCCAUGGCGUUCAUCAUCGAGCAGGCGGGCGGUAUGGCAACCACAGGAAGUCAGAACGUCCUGGACAUCCAGCCAAUCGACAUCCACCAGAGAGUUCCCGUGGUGCUGGGGUCACCUAGCGACGUCCAGGAGUACCUGGAUAUAUACCAAAAACACCAUGCCAACAAUGUCAACUAGGGACCACACACACACACCAGGCCAACAAUGUCAACUAGGGACCACACACACACACCAGGCCAACAAUGUCAACUAGGGACCACACACACACACCAGGCCAACAAUGGUAACUAGGGACCACAUACACACACCAGGCCAACAAUGGUAACUAGGGACCCCACACACCAGGCCAACAAUGGUAACUAGGGACCCCACACACCAGGCCAACAAUGAUAACUAGGGACCCCACACACCAGGCCAACAAUGGUAACUAGGGACCCCACACACCAGGCCAACAAUGGUAACUAGGGACCCCACACACACCAGGCCAACAAUGGUAACUAGGGACCACACACACCAGGCCAACAAUGGUAACUAGGGACCACACACACCAGGCCAACAAUGGUAACUAGGGACCACACACACCAGGCCAACAAUGGUAACUAGGGACCACACACACCAGGCCAACAAUGGCAACUAGGGACCACACACACACCAGGCCAACAAUGGUAACUAGGGACCACACACCAGGCCAACAAUGGUAACUAGGGACCACACACACCAGGCCAACAAUGGCAACUAGGGACCACACACACACACCAGGCCAACAAUGGCAACUAGGGACCACACACACACACCAGGCCAACAAUGGUAACUAGGGACCACACACACCAGGCCAACAAUGGUAACUAGGGACCACACACCAGGCCAACAAUGGUAACUAGGGACCACACACACCAGGCCAACAAUGGUAACUAGGGACCACACACACCAGGUCAACAAUGGUAACUAGGAACCACACACACACACCAGGCCAACAAUGGUAACUAGGAACCACACACACACACCAGGCCAACAAUGGUAACUAGGAACCACACACACACACCAGGCCAACAAUGGCAACUAGGAACCACACACACACACCAGGCCAACAAUGGCAACUAGGGACCAGACACACACCAGGCCAACAAUGGCAACUAGGGACCAGACACACACCAGGCCAACAAUGGUAACUAGGGACCAGACACACACCAGGCCAACAAUGGUAACUAGGGACCAGACACACACCAGGCCAACAAUGGCAACUAGGGACCACACACACCAGGCCAACAAUGGCAACUAGGGACCACACACACCAGGCCAACAAUGGUAACUAGGGACCACACACACACCAGGCCAACAAUGGUAACUAGGGACCACACACCAGGCCAACAAUGGUAACUAGGGACCACACACACCAGGCCAACAAUGGUAACUAGGGACCACACACACCAGGCCAACAAUGGCAACUAGGGACCACACACACACACCAGGCCAACAAUGGCAACUAGGGACCACACACACACACCAGGCCAACAAUGGUAACUAGGGACCACACACACCAGGCCAACAAUGGUAACUAGGGACCACACACACCAGGCCAACAAUGGUAACUAGGGACCACACACACCAGGCCAACAAUGGUAACUAGGGACCACACACACCAGGUCAACAAUGGUAACUAGGAACCACACACACACACCAGGCCAACAAUGGUAACUAGGAACCACACACACACACCAGGCCAACAAUGGUAACUAGGAACCACACACACACACCAGGCCAACAAUGGCAACUAGGAACCACACACACACACCAGGCCAACAAUGGCAACUAGGGACCAGACACACACCAGGCCAACAAUGGUAACUAGGGACCAGACACACACCAGGCCAACAAUGGUAACUAGGGACCAGACACACACCAGGCCAACAAUGGUAACUAGGGACCAGACACACACCAGGCCAACAAUGGUAACUAGGGACCAGACACACACCAGGCCAACAAUGGUAACUAGGGACCAGACACACACCAGGCCAACAAUGGUAACUAGGGACCAGACACACACCAGGCCAACAAUGGUAACUAGGGACCAGACACACACCAGGCCAACAAUGGUAACUAGGGACCAGACACACACCAGGCCAACAAUGGUAACUAGGGACCAGACACACACCAGGCCAACAAUGGUAACUAGGGACCAGACACACACCAGGCCAACAAUGGUAACUAGGGACCAGACACACACCAGGCCAACAAUGGUAACUAGGGACCAGACACACACCAGGCCAACAAUGGUAACUAGGGACCACACACACACCAGGCCAACAAUGGUAACUAGGGACCACACACACACCAGGCCAACAAUGGUAACUAGGAACCACACACACACACACCAGGCCAACAAUGGCAACUAGGGACCAGACACACACCAGGCCAACAAUGGUAACUAGGGACCAGACACACACCAGGCCAACAAUGGUAACUAGGGACCAGACACACACCAGGCCAACAAUGGUAACUAGGGACCAGACACACACCAGGCCAACAAUGGUAACUAGGGACCAGACACACACCAGGCCAACAAUGGUAACUAGGGACCAGACACACACCAGGCCAACAAUGGUAACUAGGGACCAGACACACACCAGGCCAACAAUGGUAACUAGGGACCAGACACACACCAGGCCAACAAUGGUAACUAGGAACCACACACACACACCAGGCCAACAAUGGCAACUAGGGACCAGACACACACCAGGCCAACAAUGGUAACUAGGGACCAGACACACACCAGGCCAACAAUGGUAACUAGGGACCAGACACACACCAGGCCAACAAUGGUAACUAGGGACCAGACACACACCAGGCCAACAAUGGUAACUAGGGACCACACACACCAGGCCAACAAUGGUAACUAGGGACCAGACACACACCAGGCCAACAAUGGUAACUAGGGACCAGACACACACCAGGCCAACAAUGGUAACUAGGGACCAGACACACACCAGGCCAACAAUGGUAACUAGGGACCAGACACACACCAGGCCAACAAUGGUAACUAGGGACCAGACACACACCAGGCCAACAAUGGUAACUAGGGACCAGACACACACCAGGCCAACAAUGGUAACUAGGGACCAGACACACACCAGGCCAACAAUGGUAACUAGGGACCAGACACACACCAGGCCAACAAUGGUAACUAGGGACCAGACACACACCAGGCCAACAAUGGUAACUAGGGACCAGACACACACCAGGCCAACAAUGGUAACUAGGGACCAGACACACACCAGGCCAACAAUGGUAACUAGGGACCAGACACACACCAGGCCAACAAUGGUAACUAGGGACCAGACACACACCAGGCCAACAAUGGUAACUAGGGACCAGACACACACCAGGCCAACAAUGGUAACUAGGGACCAGACACACACCAGGCCAACAAUGGUAACUAGGGACCACACACACACCAGGCCAACAAUGGUAACUAGGAACCACACACACACACCAGGCCAACAAUGGCAACUAGGGACCAGACACACACCAGGCCAACAAUGGUAACUAGGGACCAGACACACACCAGGCCAACAAUGGUAACUAGGGACCAGACACACACCAGGCCAACAAUGGUAACUAGGGACCAGACACACACCAGGCCAACAAUGGUAACUAGGGACCAGACACACACCAGGCCAACAAUGGUAACUAGGGACCACACACACCAGGCCAACAAUGGUAACUAGGGACCAGACACACACCAGGCCAACAAUGGUAACUAGGGACCAGACACACACCAGGCCAACAAUGGUAACUAGGGACCAGACACACACCAGGCCAACAAUGGUAACUAGGGACCACACACACCAGGCCAACAAUGGUAACUAGGGACCACACACACCAGGCCAACAAUGGUAACUAGGGACCAGACACACACCAGGCCAACAAUGGUAACUAGGGACCACACACACCAGGCCAACAAUGGUAACUAGGGACCACACACCAGGCCAACAAUGGCAACUAGGGACCACACACACCAGGCCAACACCGGUAACUAGGGACCACACACACCAGGCCAACAAUGGUAACUAGGGACCACACACACCAGGCCAACACCGAUAACUAGGGAACACACACACCAGGCCAACAAUGGUAACUAGGGACCAGACACACACCAGGCCAACAAUGGUAACUAGGGACCAGACACACACCAGGCCAACAAUGGUAACUAGGGACCAGACACACACCAGGCCAACAAUGGUAACUAGGGACCAGACACACACCAGGCCAACAAUGGUAACUAGGGACCAGACACACACCAGGCCAACAAUGGUAACUAGGGACCAGACACACACCAGGCCAACAAUGGUAACUAGGGACCACACACACACCAGGCCAACAAUGGUAACUAGGAACCACACACACACACCAGGCCAACAAUGGCAACUAGGGACCAGACACACACCAGGCCAACAAUGGCAACUAGGGACCAGACACACACCAGGCCAACAAUGGUAACUAGGGACCAGACACACACCAGGCCAACAAUGGUAACUAGGGACCAGACACACACCAGGCCAACAAUGGUAACUAGGGACCACACACACCAGGCCAACAAUGGUAACUAGGGACCAGACACACACCAGGCCAACAAUGGUAACUAGGGACCAGACACACACCAGGCCAACAAUGGUAACUAGGGACCAGACACACACCAGGCCAACAAUGGUAACUAGGGACCAGACACACACCAGGCCAACAAUGGUAACUAGGGACCACACACACCAGGCCAACAAUGGUAACUAGGGACCACACACACCAGGCCAACAAUGGUAACUAGGGACCAGACACACACCAGGCCAACAAUGGUAACUAGGGACCAGACACACACCAGGCCAACAAUGGUAACUAGGGACCAGACACACACCAGGCCAACAAUGGUAACUAGGGACCACACACACCAGGCCAACAAUGGUAACUAGGGACCACACACCAGGCCAACAAUGGCAACUAGGGACCACACACACCAGGCCAACACCGGUAACUAGGGACCACACACACCAGGCCAACAAUGGUAACUAGGGACCACACACACCAGGCCAACACCGAUAACUAGGGAACACACACACCAGGCCAACAAUGGUAACCAGGGACCACACACACCCAAGUGAGAUGGCAAGCAUACAGGUACACACUCCCUAUGUAAAGACCCAUUGUAAACCAAGAGACCAAAGAUCCACACAUUCCCCUAUCACUUAUGAGACUCAACGGGAUCAGCAUGCUGUUUACCAAAGAUACACCAACCACUAGACUGUAGACCAAAGAUACACCCUCAAGACUCACCACAGAAUAAGUAAACCAAGAUAGCCACCAACUACUUCCCAUCCUGGAGCAGGACCUGAAGGGGAAGAGACCAUUUUCCUUUUGUUUUCAAGGAAUUUGCAGACAACCUGCAGGACCACAUGUUGGGAACCAGUGUGUGAAAUAUCACCAUGAAUAUUUAUCAAUACUACUAAAUGUCAGACAGACCUAAUGUUACCUCUAUGCAGUACAUAAGAUAUGUGCCUUGACACAGAUAUUGUUUGUGAAGAUGAAGCGUGUGAAUAAUAAACCUUGGUGUACCAAACAUAA